Spinacia oleracea (spinach) is the source of this 1419-nucleotide messenger RNA. Its product is annotated as pectinesterase 2-like. The record is from RefSeq and is a predicted model, not a curated record. Gene Ontology annotation, biological process: pectin catabolic process; cell wall modification. The transcript is spliced from 5 exons. Lineage: Eukaryota; Viridiplantae; Streptophyta; Magnoliopsida; Caryophyllales; Amaranthaceae. Gene Ontology annotation, molecular function: pectinesterase activity. Bases 40 to 1137 code for a protein of 365 amino acids.
UAUAAACAUAGAAACAACAAAGUUAAAGGUAAAGAAUAAAUGGGAAUGGCAAAACAAUUUAGUAUUUCUUUUGCAACUUUUAUUCUUGUCAAUAUAUUUUUUACAAUUAAAGCACAAACUAUUCCGGCAGCCGAUGGUGAAGUUAAUACUUGGUUUCAAACCGCAGUAAAACCAUUUAGUGCACAAUCGGGAACAUUAGAAUCCAAUGUAGUAGAAGCUGAAAGUGGUGCCGCAGAGGUUAUUGAUGUUAGACAAGAUGGAAGCGGAAAAUUUACAACAAUAUCAGACGCGGUGAAACAUGUUAAAAUAGGAAAUACUAAACGUGUAAUUAUAACAAUCGGCCCAGGGGAGUACAAAGAAAAAGUUAAAAUCGAAAGACUUAGUGCAUAUAUCACCUUUUACGGAACAGAUCCAAAGAAUAGGCCAACAAUAACAUUUGCUGGCACAGCUGCUGAGUAUGGUACUGUAGAUAGUGCAACAUUAAUCGUGGAGUCUGAUUACUUUGUCGCUGCAAAUAUAAUUGUUUCGAACGCUGCUCCAAGACCAGACGGCGAGAGAAAAGGAGCACAAGCUUCUGCAAUGAGAAUAUCCGGUGAUAAAGCUGCAUUUUACAAUUGUAAAUUUGUAGGAUUUCAAGACACCGUUUGUGAUGAUAAAGGCAAACAUUUCUUCAAGGAUUGUUAUAUUGAAGGGACGGUUGAUUUUAUCUUUGGAGAAGGUAGAUCUAUAUACUUGAACACCGAGAUCCACGUUUUAUCGGGUGAUCCAGCGGCUGUUAUAACCGCUCAUGCAAGAAAGACUGCAGAUGGAGAAGGUGGAUACUCAUUUGUACAUUGUCCAGUGACCGGAACCGGUGGUAAUGCGUUACUAGGUAGACCAUGGAUGGAAGCAGCACGAGUUGUUUUUUCAUAUUGUACCAUCAGUGAUGUCAUCAAACCUGAGGGUUGGACUAACAACGACAAGCCAGAACUCGAAAAGACAAUGUUUUUUGGGGAGUACAGUAACACGGGUCCCGGUGCAUCACCAGAUAAAAGAGCUCCAUAUACUAAGAAGUUAACAGAUGAAGAAGUCAAAACAUUCACGAGUCUUGAAUACAUUGAUGCAGCUAAAUGGCUACUUCCACCUCCCAAGGUGUAAAACAUUAGCUUAACAGGCAAAAGGGGAAAAAAGGACGUUUACAAAAGCAUAAGUAUAGGGUACAAUAGUACUAUAUAUACAUCAAGAGGUAUAUAUAAUGUAGCAAUAGAGUGAUUUUCAUAAUCAUUUAGUGAUUGUUAUUUCCUUUCGACCUGAAUUUUUUUUCUUUAUAAACGGGUGACUUUAUUUUAUAUUUCAUGCUUGCAUUAUGCAUGAGUUUAUGUUGAGAAGAUAGUUUUGUAAAUGGUGUUCAUUUAUAACAUUUUUGGCCUAGUUUCAAUA